This is a messenger RNA of Lagenorhynchus albirostris (white-beaked dolphin), 2466 nucleotides long. It is a transcript of the gene ZNF653, whose product is annotated as zinc finger protein 653. The transcript is spliced from 7 exons. Gene Ontology annotation, biological process: regulation of transcription by RNA polymerase II. The record is from RefSeq and is a predicted model, not a curated record. Bases 1 to 1563 code for a protein of 520 amino acids. Gene Ontology annotation, cellular component: nucleus. Gene Ontology annotation, molecular function: transcription coregulator activity. Lineage: Eukaryota; Metazoa; Chordata; Mammalia; Artiodactyla; Delphinidae.
AUGGCGGAGCGGGCGCCGGAGCCCGAGGCGGAGGCGGAGGCGGAGGCGGGCGCGGGCGGGGAGGUGGCCGCCGAGGAGGGCGCGGCGGGCCGCAAGGCGCGGGGCCGCCCGCGGCUCACGGAGUCGGACCGGGCCCGGCGGCGGCUCGAGUCCCGGAAGAAGUACGACGUGCGGCGCGUGUACCUGGGCGAGGCGCACGGGCCCUGGGUGGACCUGCGGCGCCGCAGCGGCUGGAGCGACGCCAAGCUCGCCGCCUACCUCAUCUCGCUGGAGCGCGGCCAACGUAGCAGCCGCCACGGGAAGCCUUGGGAGCAAGUCCCCAAAAAGCCAAAGCGGAAGAAAAGGCGGCGACGCAACGUAAACUGCCUGAAGAACGUGGUGAUCUGGUACGAGGACCACAAGCACCGCUGCCCCUACGAGCCACACCUCGCCGAGCUGGACCCCACCUUUGGCCUGUACACCACGGCUGUGUGGCAGUGCGAGGCUGGGCACCGCUACUUCCAAGACCUGCACUCGCCCCUGAAGCCGCUCAGCGACUCAGACCCUGAGAGUGACAAAGUGGGCAAUGGCCUGGUGGCCGGCAGCUCUGACUCGUCCAGCUCCAGCUCCGGCUCCGAGGAGCCCCCUGAGGUCCAGCAGGCCAAGGCGACAGUGGCGAUGGCGGCAGUUACCCCCACCAGCCCAGCGGGCAGCAGCGGGCUCAUCACACAGGAGGGCAUGCACAUCCCCUUCGAUGUCCACCACGUGGAGAGCCUGGCUGAGCAGGGCACCCCACUGUGCCCCAACCCGGCCAGCAGCGGGCCCGAAGCCCUGGAGACAGUGGUGUGCGUGCCGGUGCCCGUGCAAGUGGGCCCGGGCCCUAGCACCCUCUUUGAGAACAUGCCCCAGGAGGCACUGGGUGAGGUGGUGGCCAGCUGUCCCAUGCCAGGCAUGGUGCCCGGUUCGCAGGUGAUCAUCAUUGCCGGCCCUGGCUACGAUGCCCUCACAGCCGAGGGCAUCCACCUCAACGUGGCAGCAGGCAACGGUGCCCCCGGAGGGGGCCUGGGUGAUGAGGUGCCCUGCGCAAUGAUGGAGGGUGUGGCCGCCUACACCCAGACGGAGCCAGAGGGCAGCCAGCCCAGCACCGUGGACCCUGACGCCAUGACAGGCAUUGAGACCAAGAAAGAGAAGGAGGACCUGCACGUGCUCAAGAAGGAAGAGGAGGAGCCGGUGGCCCCAGAACUGGCAGAGCUGGCCGCGACGGUGCCUGAGAGCGCAGAGCCCGAGGCAGAGGCGGACGGGGAGGAGCUGGACGGCAGCGACAUGCCAGCCAUCAUCUAUGAGAUCCCCAAGGAGCCCGAGAAGAGGCGGCGAAGCAAGCGAUCGCGGGUGAUGGACGCCGAUGGCCUGCUUGAGAUGUUCCACUGCCCUUACGAGGGCUGCAGCCAGGUCUACGUAGCCCUCAGCAGCUUCCAGCCCCAGCCAUCCUGCCUCCUCAACCAGCCACAGCCUCUCUCUGCACACCCCGGGGGCCUGCCUGGUCCUGGUGGCUCCCCACAGACUACCCCUCUUCCAGCCGCCUGAACUCUUCCUGCCUUUGCCCAGGCCACCCUGUCAGCUCACGAUGCUUCCUCUCCAAGCUCAACUGAGGACGCCCCUCCGCCAGGAAGCCCACCCUAGUCCCCCCAGCCCCGGGUCACCGCACUACCAGGACAUACCUGCCAUUUGCCCUCUGAGGUCUGGACAGGGUGCCCUGAGAGCAGAGACAGGAUCCCGUCACAUGCCCACUCCUGGCGCAGGAUGUGGCACCAGGAGAACUUUGGAUUUGCCAAGUCAUGUUUUCAUUAAGCACGUGUUGAGCACCUACCGGGUGCCAGGCCUGGUGCUGGGCGCUGGAGCAGUUGUGCUAGUGAGUUAAAGAAUGAAAGAACAAAAGAAUGAAUGACUCGGGGGCUGCCUGCUCCAGGCGCUAGGGGCAGCUUAGCACUAUGCAAAGUGCCGCUGUGGGGCUGACAGCCCUGGACUCCGGUCCUAGCCCUGCCACUGCCCACCUGUGAGACACGGGCCAAACCACUAAGCCUCCAGAGCCUUAGUUUCCCCAUCCACAAACUGGGCUCAUGGCUGAUCCCCUUCCCAUGGUUCUGACAAGGCUGACUGAUGCCCCAGCCCAGAGCCUGGCUGGAGUAGGUGCUCAGUAAGCUGCUCUUUGAUCCCAGUUGUGCCCCUGGACCCCGGCUCGGAUCUGGGAGUCCCUGCUCAAGGGCAAGGGCACCCCUCUUCCUCUUCCUCUUCCAGGGAGGCCAGCCCUAGCUGGCCCUCAUCUGUCCCCACCCUGGAGAGCUCCAGAGGCGGGCCCAUGGCACCCGCAGCCCCACUCCUGCCCCUCUUGCCCCCAGAACCACGUCAACCUUGUGCAUCGGAAAGGGAAGACCAAGGUGUGCCCUCACCCCGGCUGCGGCAAGAAGUUCUAUUUAUCCAACCACCUUC